AUGAAGACCGUGGUGCCUGGAGCACUGAACGCUCCCCGCUCCCCUUCCCGCUCUCCCCACGUUCCCCUUUCCGCUCACCUUCCCGCUCCCCUAACCCGCUCCCCUCACCGCUCUCCUCCCCGAUCCCCUCCUCGCUACCCUUCCCGCUCUCCUCCCGGUCCCCUUUCCGCUCUCCUCCCCGAUCCCCUCAGUGCUACCCUCCCCGCUCCCAACCCCUUUUCGCUUCCCGCUCUCCUCCCGCUCCCCUCCCCGCUCUCCUCCCGCUCCCUUCCCCGCUCCCCUCCCGCUCCCCACCCUAUCCCCUUCCCGCUCUCCUCCCCGCUCCCCUCCCCGCUCCCCUCCCGCUCCCCACCCUAUCCCCUUCCCGCUCUCCUCCCCGAUCCCCUCAGUGCUCCCCUCCUCGCUCCCCUCAGUGCUCCCCUCCUCGCUCCCCUUCCCGCUCCCCUCCCCGCUCCCCUCCCUGCUCCUCUCCCCGCUCCCCUUCCCGCUCCCCUCACCGCUCCCCUUCCCGCUCCCCUUCCCGCUCCCCUCCCCGCUCCCCUUCCCGCUCCCCUCACCGCUCCCCUCACCGCUCCUCUCCCCGCUCCCCUCCCCGCUCCCCUCCCCGCUCCCCUUCCCGCUCCCCUUCCCGCUCCCCUCCCCGCUCCCCUUCCCGCUCCCCUCCCCGCUCCUCUCCCCGCUCCCCUCCCCGCUCCCCGCUCCCCUUCCCGCUCCCCUCUCCGCUCCCCUCCCCGCUCCCCUUCCCGCUCCCCUCCCUGCUCCUCUCCCCGCUCCCCUUCCCGCUCCCCUCCCCGCUCCCCUUCCCGCUCCCCUCCCCGCUCCCCUCACCGCUCCCCUUCCCGCUCCCCUCACCGCUCCCAUUCCCGCUCCCCUCACCGCUCCCCUUCCCGCUCCCCUUCCCGCUCCCCUCCCUGCUCCUCUCCCCGCUCCCCUUUCCGCUCCCCUCACCGCUCCCCUUCCCGCUCCCCUCACCGCUCCCAUUCCCGCUCCCCUCCCCGCUCCCCUUCCCGCUCCCCUUCCCGCUCCCCUCACCGCUCCCCUUCCCGCUCCCCUCACCGCUCCCAUUCCCGCUCCCCUCCCUGCUCCUCUCCCCGCUCCCCUUCCCGCUCCUCUCCCCGCUCCCCUCACCGCUCCCCUUCCCGCUCCCCUCACCGCUCCCAUUCCCGCUCCCCUCACCGCUCCCCUUCCCGCUCCCCUCACCGCUCCCCUUCCCGCUCCCCUCACCGCUCCCCUCCCUGCUCCUCUCCCCGCUCCCCUUCCCGCUCCCCUCCCUGCUCCUCUCCCCGCUCCCCUUCCCGCUCCCCUCACCGCUCCUCUCCCCGCUCCCCUCCCUGCUCCUCUCCCCGCUCCCCUUCCCGCUCCCCUCACCGCUCCCCUUCCCGCUCCCCUCCCUGCUCCUCUCCCCGCUCCCCUCACCGCUCCCCUCACCGCUCCCCUUCCCGCUCCCCUCACCGCUCCCAUUCCCGCUCCCCUCACCGCUCCCCUCCCUGCUCCUCUCCCCGCUCCCCUUCCCGCUCCCCUCACCGCUCCCCUUCCCGCUCCCCUCACCGCUCCCAUUCCCGCUCCCCUCCCCGCUCCCCUUCCCGCUCCCCUUCCCGCUCCCCUCACCGCUCCCCUUCCCGCUCCCCUUCCCGCUCCCCUCACCGCUCCCCUUCCCGCUCCCAUUCCCGCUCCCCUCCCUGCUCCUCUCCCCGCUCCCCUUCCCGCUCCUCUCCCCGCUCCCCUCACCGCUCCCCUUCCCGCUCCCCUCACCGCUCCCAUUCCCGCUCCCCUCACCGCUCCCCUCACCGCUCCCCUCACCGCUCCCCUUCCCGCUCCCCUCACCGCUCCCAUUCCCGCUCCCCUCACCGCUCCCCUCCCUGCUCCUCUCCCCGCUCCCCUUCCCGCUCCCCUCACCGCUCCCCUUCCCGCUCCCCUCACCGCUCCCAUUCCCGCUCCCCUCCCCGCUCCCCUCACCGCUCCCCUCCCCGCUCCCCUCACCGCUCCCCUUCCCGCUCCCCUCACCGCUCCCCUUCCCGCUCCCCUUCCCGCUCCCCUCACCGCUCCCCUUCCCGCUCCCAUUCCCGCUCCCCUCCCUGCUCCUCUCCCCGCUCCCCUUCCCGCUCCUCAACCCGCUCCCCUCACCGCUCCCCUUCCCGCUCCCCUCACCGCUCCCAUUCCCGCUCCCCUCACCGCUCCCCUCACCGCUCCCCUCACCGCUCCCCUUCCCGCUCCCCUCACCGCUCCCCUUCCCGCUCCCCUCACCGCUCCCAUUCCCGCUCCCCUCACCGCUCCCCUCACCGCUCCCCUCACCGCUCCCCUUCCCGCUCCCCUCACCGCUCCCAUUCCCGCUCCCCUCACCGCUCCCCUCACCGCUCCCCUCACCGCUCCCAUUCCCGCUCCCCUCCCUGCUCCUCUCCCCGCUCCCCUUCCCGCUCCUCUCACCGCUCCUCUCCCCGCUCCCCUUCCCGCUCCCCUCACCGCUCCCAUUCCCGCUCCCCUCACCGCUCCCCUCCCUGCUCCUCUCCCCGCUCCCCUUCCCGCUCCCCUCACCGCUCCCCUUCCCGCUCCCCUUCCCGCUCCCCUCACCGCUCCCCUUCCCGCUCCCCUCUCCGCUCCCCUCCCCGCUCCCCUUCCCGCUCCCCUCCCUGCUCCUCUCCCCGCUCCCCUCACCGCUCCCCUCCCCGCUCCCCUUCCCGCUCCCCUCCCCGCUCCCCUUCCCGCUCCCCUCCCUGCUCCUCUCCCCGCUCCCCUCACCGCUCCCCUUCCCGCUCCCCUCACCGCUCCCCUUCCCGCUCCCCUUCCCGCUCCCCUCACCGCUCCCCUUCCCGCUCCCCUCUCCGCUCCCCUCCCCGCUCCCCUUCCCGCUCCCCUCCCUGCUCCUCUCCCCGCUCCCCUCACCGCUCCCCUCACCGCUCCCCUUCCCGCUCCCCUCACCGCUCCCAUUCCCGCUCCCCUCACCGCUCCCCUUCCCGCUCCCCUCACCGCUCCCCUUCCCGCUCCCCUCACCGCUCCCCUUCCCAACUUGCCGUUGCAUGUGUGGCAGUCAACAUAAGAGAAAGGAUUCUGAAACAGAAAGGAGCAAACGUUCCUAUUGUGUUUGCGGCUAACAAGACAGACAUUGGUCAAUCUGUUGACCAGAUCGAGAGGGUUUAUAGGGACCUCAAUAUCAGCUGUGAAUGGGAGCACGGACAUGUGGAGAUAUCAGCUGAGAAGGAUGACAGUGUUUUCAAGUUGACGCAUGCUUCCGUCGCAUGUCUGUCGGACGAGAAUGUGUCCCUCUAUGGCAAUACAUUCCCCAUGAUCUGUCUGGAUAGACCGUCCGUCGUACCUCCAGGCCUGAUGCCCCCCUUCACCAUGGCAUCUGGCCAUUUGGACUUCCCUCGAGAACCCAGAAUCCAUGCAAUGGAGGCUGUAUCUUAUCUCACCCAGUUCGCUCAUAUCCCAGAACUGACUUCCUACGUUUUCAUGACAAGGCCACACUUCUAA
Haliotis rufescens (red abalone) is the source of this 3468-nucleotide messenger RNA. RefSeq names its product serine/arginine repetitive matrix protein 5-like. The coding region runs from base 1 to 3468 and encodes 1155 amino acids. Lineage: Eukaryota; Metazoa; Mollusca; Gastropoda; Lepetellida; Haliotidae. The transcript is spliced from 4 exons. The record is from RefSeq and is a predicted model, not a curated record.